Messenger RNA from Amyelois transitella, 545 nucleotides. RefSeq lists its product as uncharacterized. The transcript has 7 exons. The record is from RefSeq and is a predicted model, not a curated record. The coding region runs from base 2 to 439 and encodes 145 amino acids. Lineage: Eukaryota; Metazoa; Arthropoda; Insecta; Lepidoptera; Pyralidae.
AAUGGGAGUCGUAAAUAGUAAAGAUCGAAAAAUUGACGAAGCAACUAGUAACAGCAGUUUAUCAAAUUUGAGAUAUAUAACUACAGAGAAGUCAAAAUGGAAUGUGUUUAGGAAGAAAGAGUUUGCACCUAUUCCGGCUUAUAACACAGCACUGAAACCGUUGAGGGGGUGUCCGUGUGGUAACGAUGGACCUUGCAAGCAGAAAGUCACGCCAAGAGGAGUUACUAUACAUUAUCCGCAAAAAAAGAAAAAGGCAUUCCCAGCAUUGGCAUACAAUCGAUAUAAGCCGUCAAAAGUUGAUAAAAAAUAUGUCAGCCCCGCUCCGCGCACCCCUGUCAAAGUUAUACGACAAAAGAAAUUCCUCGCUUGGAGAGUGGAUAAAAUUAAAUAUAACACGCCUUACUUCAGAGUAAGAAGAGCUCCAUUCAGUCCCUUAUGAGUCUCAUCUUCGUUAAGUACAUUUCACAACUGUGUCGAAUAAUAAACCUAAUUAUUAAUUUUAUUGUGCUUAUAAUGCCUGGUCACUUUGUUGAAAUAUGUAUUAG